AUGUUCGAAUCUCGUUGGAUUUGCAAUAGUUUUGAACAAUUCCAUUUUGAUUUAUUCAAUACAAAAAGUGGACCUGGAUUCACCACUACAAAAAUAAACGGGAAAUUUCUUACGUCUCAGAAUUUAAUUCAUAUACUCGUUUGUCUAAAACCAUCAAUUAGAGAUAAAGAUGAAUUCAUCGAUCAAUGCAUAAAAGCGUUGAAAAAAGAUAAUACAAAUUUAUCAAAAGAUAUUCAAGACUUUCGAAAUAAUUAUACAUCCAACGAUGCGUUGACAUAUUAUACAAAACCUACUUUCUUCUUUAAAUUAUUAAAUCACGGUUUACGAACAUGUGCUAUUGAGCUACUCUUUCUUUACCGUUUUUUCGUGCGUGAUAUAUUCGAUCGGUUAGAGGAAAAUCAGUGUCAACAUUCAAUUCGCGUUUACCGUGGACAAAAGAUACAGAAGACAGAAAGACAACAACUCGAACAAUCUAUUGGGGAGCUAAUAUCUGUUACUUCAUUUUUGUCAACAUCACUCAAUCGAAAAGUAGCCAUUCAAUAUCUUGGUGAUACAAAAAUUCAACCAAACGAAACUAAUGAGCAACAGAUGAAAAACAACAGUGAAGAAUACAUCCUUUUAGAAAUAGACGCUGAUCCAAAAUGUCGAAACACACCAUUUGCUGUUAUCGAAGAAAAUGCUGCAAUAUCUGAGGAACAGGAAGUUCUUUUCGGCGCUGGUUCGAUAUUUCGUCUGAAAAGCAUUCGCCUUGAAAAACAAAAUCAUGGAUAUCAUCCUAUUUGGAUACUCGAAAUGGAAUUAAGUAAUGGAAAUGAACAUGAAUUAAAGGAUCUCAUUUAUCGCUUUCGUUAUAGUUAUGCAAACGAAGAAAGAACUGAAUUAUCUCUCAGUUCAUUGGGUUUAAUGCUUUGUAGUAUACAAAGAAUCAGAUUCGCAUCAAAAUUAUUUCAACGCAUUCUACGCGAUCCUUCAUUGCUUAAUACAGUUGAACAAGCUCGUUGUCAAAGAAUUAUGGGUCAUAUUUCAAGCGCUCAACAUCAUUAUUGGCAAAGCUUACGUUGGUACAGAAGAUCGCUUACAACGUACACAUUAAUUAAUUCUAAGAAUUCUUAUUCCAAAGAUAUUGCAUCGGUGUACGAUGCAAUUGGCAAUGUUUAUUUAGUCAGAAAACAAUAUAGACAAGCCCAUAUAUCAUAUCAACAGUCCCUGUCUCUGUGGCAACUGUUUUACGACAAAAAUCAAGACCAAGAAGAAAUAGCAUACUGCUUCUUACGUCAAGCAGAUGUUUAUUUAGCUGAAAGUCAUCUCGAAGAAGCAAGUGAACUGGUUAGAAAAGGAUUAUAUAUGCUUUAUCGGUGUCAUUGGAGUAAUACGAUUCACGCUGAUCUAGUUUUUGCUCAUUCUAAACUUGGUGAUGUUCUAGUGUCAUUGAAAUUGUUUGAUCUUGCUGUUGAUCAUUAUAUUGAAUCAUUGAUCGUUUCUCGAAAAAUUUUCUCUGAAGACGAUAGUUUUCUGUUCUCAAUAUAUAGUGAUCUACAAAUAGUUUGUGAAAAAGCAGACAGAAACUUUGACCAAUUAUUAGUGGACAACGGUAUUCCAGUUAUUGAAGAUCAAAUUCAUGUUGAUCAUUUCAGAAACAAUAAUGGCACGCCGUAUCAAAUGAUUUUUAAAUGUCCUCGAUGUAAAAAAUGGCAGUGGAUUUUCACUGUCUUUCGGCCGAUAAAGCGAUGGGUAUGCACUGGGUGUUGGAAAAAACGUUGUCCACGUCUUAUGUCUUAUUUUUGGGUAUUAACGUAA
This is a messenger RNA of Adineta ricciae, 1797 nucleotides long. NCBI's taxonomy places the organism in Eukaryota, Metazoa, Rotifera, Eurotatoria, Adinetida, Adinetidae. The record is from the annotation of a GenBank genome assembly.